Messenger RNA from Blepharisma stoltei, 741 nucleotides. Lineage: Eukaryota; Ciliophora; Heterotrichea; Heterotrichida; Blepharismidae. The record is from the annotation of a GenBank genome assembly.
AUGAAUGAAAAACUAAUAGUGACUGCUGUGAAUUUUCUGAAAAAUCCAAAAGUCCAGUCGGCUCCAAAGGAAAAACAAAUAGAGUUCUUAAAGAAGAAAGGACUGAAUGAUGAAGAUAUUGCAGAAGCUUAUAAAAGGGUUGAAUCAAGCUCGAAAACUGAGAUGGCCACUUCUUUAGCACCAUCGCCAACUCUUGCUACCCAAGUUCCUUCCUAUUCUAGCUUGAAAACAACGACAUUAGGCCUCGACAGAAGAGGCUUAACUGUUUUGCCACCGCUAAUAGGAAUAAGCCACUUGCGAAUUUUAGUGAUUUCCAAUAACGAAUUUGUGAGCAUUCCUAAAGAAAUAAAUCUUUUGCAAGAUCUUGAAAUUUUGAAUGCUUCACAUAACAAGCUUAAAAAUGAUGGGAUUCCUGAUGAAUUAUUUGAUUUAUCAUCAUUGAGUUACUUGAACUUGGCUCAUAAUGAAUUGACGUCAUUAGAAAGGUUUGGAAGAUUUUUGAGGCUAGAAAAGCUUAAUGUGGCUUAUAACAGCAUUGAAGAAAUCCCUGAUGAAAUUUGCUAUAUGCAAGAACUCAAGUAUUUGUGGAUCCAGAAUAAUAAGUUGAAAAAGGUCACGAAGUAUUUAGGACUAAUGUCUUCUUUGAGGAUGGCACUGCUAUUAGGGAAUGAAGAUUUGCCUGAGCUCUUGAAAAAUGCAACCACAAAAAAUCUCCAUGCAAUUCUAGACACACUUAAGUAG